Molecule: messenger RNA, 1275 nt
Organism: Capsaspora owczarzaki ATCC 30864
Lineage: Eukaryota; Filasterea; Ministeriida; Capsasporidae
Exons: 1
Coding region: 1-1275 (424 amino acids)
Biological process (GO): protein phosphorylation
Molecular function (GO): protein kinase activity; ATP binding
Source: RefSeq, a predicted model, not a curated record
AUGAGGAGCUCGCUGCCCCAAGACCAAGAACUCGCUGCGCAAGAUGAGGAACUCGCCGCCAAAGACCAAGAGCUCGCUGCCAAAGAUCAGCAAUUGCGCUCCAAGCUGGCCGCCAAAGAUCAGAAAUUCAACUCCAGACUGGCUGCCAGAGAUCAACAAUCACGCUCCGAGCUUGCUGCCAAAGACAAAGAACUUCAGCAACUUCGCUCAAAUCUCGCCGUUAAAGACAAGGAGCUCGCUACUAAAAGGCAGGAGCUGAAAAAGCUUCGCUCCGAUCUCGCUGCCAAAGAGCAGAGCCUCGCUACCAAAGAGCAGAACCUUGCUGCCAAGGAUCGUGAACUCAAGUCAGCUCUUGAUCGGAUUGAUGUUUUUGAGCGCAAUCAGCCCGCCGUUGGAUCUUUUUCGAGCUUUGACGGUCCCAUACCUCAAGUGCCUCUCGCAACUCUUGUCGUCGCCACGAGCAAUUUUGCCGCUGAUUCUCUGCUCGGCAAAGGAGCAUUUGGUUGCGUGUAUGGCACCAGAUUGCCUGGCCCUCGUGUUGCCAUCAAGAGGCUGUCGACUGACUCCAAGCAAGGCGCUGCCGAGUUCAAAGCCGAAUUGGACUCUUUGUCAAAGUUCCGCCACGCAAACAUUAUUGCCAUUCUGUCAUAUGCAGAAGAAGGCGACGAACGAUGCUUAGUUUAUGAAUUCAUGCCAAAUGGUUCGGUGCGUGAUCGCUUGGAUCGCAAGAACCAUACGCCUCCGCUGAUCUGGUCUCAGCGGCACCGCAUUGCGGCUGAUGUCUCCCGCGGCAUGCACUACGUCCAGACAGCCUUCCCUGACCACACGCUGUUCCAUCUGGACCUGAAGACCGACAAUGUGCUUUUGGACGCGUACUUUAACGCAAAAGUGUCUGAUUUUGGCUUGGUUCGUAUUGCGACACACCUUGAUGAGCAAAGCUACCAGCGCACCCAGCACGUUCAGGGCACAAAGGUGUACAUGUGUCCCGAGUUCUUUGCGGAGGGCAAAAUGACCAUCAAGACGGAUGUCCACUCGUUCGGCAUGAUUCUACUCGAGCUUGUGACCGCUGCCAAGCCUGGGCCCAGACUGAAAGCAGAGACGCGGAAAGCUGUGAAAACCCAGAAAAUCAACGAGAUGCUGGACUCGGCACUCAGGCCCACCAGAGCAGAUCGCAAUCGCAUCAAGAAGACAGUCACGCUCGCGCUCGAGUGUCUUGAUGAUAUUGCUGACGAUCGCCCCUCCUUUGGACAGCUCAUUGCUACAUUGGAUCCUUGA